AUGCGCACUAUAAUGCCCUUCGCCUCCAACUCCCUCGCCAUCCCAAUGUCGUCUACACAGACAGCCGAGGCUCGCGAACAUGCCCCUACGUCCCUCAACUCCCAGGAGCUGUCCCGUUCCGCGUCGCCUCAGCAGUCCAAUCUCAGCCUCCUCGUAUGCGCCUUCCCCCAUCUCUCCCGACAUCCCUCAAUGUCUCCUGGAAACCCGCCCCCAUCUCACCCGGAGCCCUCGCUAUCCAUACAAUCCAUCCUGUCCUCUGCGCCACCCUCUGGGGCUCCUACGAACGGUGAGUGUUCAUAUAGAGACGCCAUCGACGCGUUUUCACGCGAUAACGAUCCUGUCCUCGCAGGAUCGUCGUCCAUGGCUCCCCCACCGCCCCCACAGCGCUCCUCCACCAAGCGAAAGCUCGACGGUCCCGACAUUGCCGACCCGCACAACAAAAUCCGUCGCGUCGUCCGCGAGCACAUCACCCAAGACCCUUCUCGUGUCAUGCCCAUGACUACCGUAAUAUGCCUGCACGCUGCGGUCGCGCAGAAGUCGUACGGGAGCGAGAAGCGUUUCCUGUGCCCGCCCCCCAUCGUGCACAUCGAAGGCCCCGUCUGGCAAAUGAAGCAUCAGCAUCUCUCCAUGUCGGUCGUCAACGAGGGCGGCGAGCGGACGUGCGAGCUCAAGGCCCCCAUGGACCACAACCUGACCGCGAGCUUCAAGUUUCUACACGUGACCGGAUCCGCGAAGAGCAAGAGCUUCCAGCUGUCCUUGGACAUCGCGGAGUCCGUCACGCACACCCCAGAGGGCGGUGACGGGGGCGCGCGCGAGCGUGUGUGGGCGUCGUUCGACUCCGCGCCCGUCACCAUCAUCUCGAAGCCGUCGAAGAAGACGGCGAAGACGCGCAACAUCUCCUCAUGCAUCCUCGCCGGCGGGCCGGUAUCGCUCUUCAACCGCAUCAACUCGCAGACGGUACGCACCAAGUACAUGACCAUUGAGCACAACCAGCUCUGCGCGAGCAAUGUUGCUUGGUCGGCGUUCGCGGUCAACGUCGUCCGUCCUCAAGGGAGCGAGAACCCUCUAGGUGGGCCGCAACCCGUAACGUACGGUAGCGAGAUUGUCCUGGCGGACACGGUCACGGGAGUGCAAACUGCGCCGCUCAUCAUCCGUAAGGUGGACAAAGGUCGGAUCGUUCCGGACGACGGCGGGCCGGUGAGCCAGAUGCAGAAGAUCGCUCUGCAGCGCGUCAACAACGACGGGACGCGGCACUACCUCUCGGCUGCUGGACCCAUCCCCGGCACGCCGGGAAUCAGCGCCCCACCAGCGCCGGGAUUGUCCAACCAGGCUGGAACGCAUCCGCUGCUGUUCCAGAGUCCGCGGAUACGCGAGGAGAUGAAGGACGGCACACGAGUCAUCACCGACGAGGUUGACGACUAUUUGUGUUGGACCAUCGUGGGCAUCUCGAAAUUCCAAUACACAUUCUUUGAUGCGUUUGGACUGAACAACAACGUCCCCGAGAUGCCUAUCACACCAUUUCCAACGCUGUUCAAUUCGCCUGUGUACCGGUCACAACACAACUUCCUCGAGAUGAUGGCGGCGAAUUUCUUCUACACCGACCCGAAGACGAAGGAGCAAACACCGUUAGACGUCUACGUGGGCAACCUAGGCCCUCUACGGCUACGCAUCUAUAAUCAUUCCCCUCUCGCCAUGGAUGGACGUUUCGACCCGUCAAUGCCGUUUGUUCCCAUACCGAACCUCUCGCAUGAGCCUCCCAACACGCCUAUCUUCGAUGAACGCAUCCAACCAGGGAACCAACGGAACGAUAUGGUACUCAAUCUGCCGGCGCGCCACUUGCACAUGAUGAUCGUGGUCGAGUUGCCGUCCAUGCGCGACAUUCUCCAAGCGAUUCAAGAUGAUGCGAUCCCGGACCCGACAGGCGACCCGGGAAAGCAGAGGACACCUCGCGACAAGAACGAACUCGGCUUUGAUACCUUUGGGCGCGACGUGGCAGGGCGGAGCUUGCCGUUGCUCUUUAUCCGCUCCUACGACGGGGUUGGCUACCACUCUGGGCGGGUCAUCGCCGCGGAAAACGUGCUGCACAACAUGGAGAUGUCUCCCCGACCUCCCGGCGAGGUAGGGGAAGAGUGGUUGGCUGCUGCGCGGGAAGCCGCGGACAUGGCUCCCCACAAUGGCUGGAGCCUCAAGGUGUUGUAG
Messenger RNA from Epithele typhae, 2199 nucleotides. RefSeq lists its product as uncharacterized. The record is from RefSeq and is a predicted model, not a curated record. Bases 1 to 2199 code for a protein of 732 amino acids. Gene Ontology annotation, biological process: regulation of transcription by RNA polymerase II. Gene Ontology annotation, molecular function: DNA-binding transcription activator activity, RNA polymerase II-specific; RNA polymerase II cis-regulatory region sequence-specific DNA binding. Lineage: Eukaryota; Fungi; Basidiomycota; Agaricomycetes; Polyporales; Epitheliaceae. Gene Ontology annotation, cellular component: nucleus. The transcript is spliced from 5 exons.